UAUUAAGAAGGGUUAGGAUCUACUCCAUAGUGAAACAGAACUUGUUAAAACCUUUGGCCUCACCUAGGAACAAUUGUUUUUGUCUUCCCUUGAACAUAGUUUUUUGUCUUCAAUGGCCUUUCAGGAUCUCCUGGAUCAAGUUGGCAGCCUGGGGAGAUUCCAGAUCCUUCAGAUGACUUUAAUUUUUAUUUGCAAUGUCAUAGUAGCUCCUCAUUCUUUACUGGAGAACUUCACUGCAGCUGCACCCAGUCAUCGAUGCUGGGUCUCCAUCCUUGACAAUGACACUUUCUCUGAUAAUAAAAGUGGGAUCCUGAGCCAAGAUGACCUCCUGAGGAUCUCCAUCCCUCUGGACUCCAACCUGAGGCCAGACAAGUGUCAUCGUUUUGUCCAACCACAGUGGCAUCUCCUUCAUCUAAAUGGCACCUUCUCUGGUGUGGCAGAGCCAGAGAUAGAACCCUGUGUGGACGGCUGGGUGUAUGACAAAAGCACCUUCCUCUCCACCAUUGUGACUGAGUGGGACCUGGUGUGUGAAUCUCAGUCACUGGAUUCAAUAGUAAAGUUCCUAUUCUUGACUGGUAUGUUUGUAGGAAAUACCCUAUAUGGCCACUUAACAGACAGGUUUGGGAGGAAGCUGGUCUUCAGAUGUGCUUUAGUGCAACUGGCUGUCAGUGAAACCUGCGCGGCAUUUGCUCCCACAUUCCUCAUCUACUGCUCCCUGCGCUUCCUGGCGGGGAUCUCUCUCUCAUCCCUUCUGACAAACAGUAGCUUGCUCACGAUAGAAUGGAUAAAACCUAAAUUCCAAGCCACGGCCACAGCACUGUUAUUAUGUGCUGUGGCAAUUGGACAGCUCACUCUGGCAGGCCUGGCUUUUGCUAUUCAAAACUGGCACCACCUCCAGCUGGUGAUGUCUGUGCCAGUGUUUUUCCUGCUUAUACCCACCAGGUGGUUGUCAGAGUCAGCUCGGUGGCUGAUUGUGACCAACAAACCUCAAAAGAGCUUACAGGAGCUCAGAAGAGCUGCACAUAUGAAUGGAAUGAAGAGUUCUGGAGACACCCUAACCAUGGAGGUUGUGAUAAGCACCAUGAAGGAGGAGCUAGAGACCUCACAGACAAAAUCUUCUCCGUGGGACCUGUUCCGUACACCCAACAUGCGCAAGCGGAUGUGUCUCCUGUCCCUUGUGAGAUUUAUGACAUGGGUGUCUGUGUUUGGCCUGAUGUUCAACCUCCAGUACCUAAGGACUAAUGCCUUCCUAUCAGUGGGUCUUCAUGGUAUUAUCAGCAUUCCAGCCAAUUUACUUGGAAUAUUUUUAUUGAAUCACAUGGGCCGUAGAAUAAGUCAACUGUUUGUUAUAUCCCUGUUUGGAAUUUCUCUUUUGGCCAUAGCAUUUGUACCUCAAGAAAUGCAGAUCCUGCGUAUAGUUUUGACAACUCUGGGAGGAGGAUUUUCUUUUGUCUCUGUUUGCUGUGUUAUUGUGCAUUCAAAUGAGCUACUCCCCACCACAAUCAGGGCAACUGCUUUAGGAAUCAUUGGAAUUUCUGGAAGUAGUGGGGCAGCCCUGUCUCCUCUGUUUAUGAUACUCGUGACAUACUUUGACUCCUUACCCUGGAUCAUCUAUGGGGUCUUCCCCAUUAUUGGUAGCCUUUUUGUCCUUCUUCUUCCUGAGACCAAGAAUCAGCCUCUGCCUGACUCCAUACAAGAUGUGGAAAAUGAAGGGAGAAUCUCCAGACAAACAAAGCAGAAAGAUGCUUUCAUCAAAGUGACACAGUUUUAAGAAAGUUCAAGAACUGGAAUCUGAUCAAGAAACAAGAUAAGGAAACUAUCAUUCAGAUUUAUGAUGAUUCAGUAUCACUCUGAAUAUUGCAAACAUUUUCAGCAAAUACCAAUUAGAAAAUUUGCAUUAAAUUUAAAAUUGCCAUACUCAUCUGAUACAUAUCUUAGCCAAUAAAAAUGAAAGAAAACCAUAAGAGUAAAAUAAACCUUCAGAGAUAUUUUUAUGAUAACAGAUACCUGUGAAGUUUCCAGAUAGGAUGCAGAUGAACCUUCCUCCAAUUGUUGUGACAAAAUGCCUAGGAAAAUUAAAGAUGCAAGAUUUAUUGUGGAAUUAUCAUCAA
Messenger RNA from Mesocricetus auratus (golden hamster), 2111 nucleotides. RefSeq names its product solute carrier family 22 member 19. The transcript is spliced from 10 exons. The coding region runs from base 113 to 1771 and encodes 552 amino acids. The record is from RefSeq and is a predicted model, not a curated record. Gene Ontology annotation, molecular function: transmembrane transporter activity. Gene Ontology annotation, biological process: transmembrane transport. NCBI's taxonomy places the organism in Eukaryota, Metazoa, Chordata, Mammalia, Rodentia, Cricetidae.